Messenger RNA from Chara braunii, 6271 nucleotides. NCBI's taxonomy places the organism in Eukaryota, Viridiplantae, Streptophyta, Charophyceae, Charales, Characeae. The record is from the annotation of a GenBank genome assembly.
CGACGUGUUCGACGAACGUGUUCGACUCGACAGGGCACUCGACGAACGUGUUCGACUCGACAAACGCAGUCGACGAUCGUGUUCGACUUGACGGUCGUGUUCUACUCGAUGGUCGUGUUCUACUCGACGAACAUGAUCGACUCGACGAUCGUGUCCGACUCGACGAUCGUGUCCGACUCGACGAUCGUGUUCGACUCGACGAUCGUGUUCGACUCGACGAUCGUGUUUGACUCGACGAUCGUGUCCGACUCGACGAUCGUCUUCGACCCGACGAACGUGUUCGACUCGACGAUCGUGUUCGAAUCGCGUGUUCGACUCGACGAACGCAAUCGACGAUCUGUCGUGUUCGACUCGACUAUCGUGUUCAAAUCGACGAUCGGGCAGUGUCAUGUUCGACUCGACGAUCGGGCAGUGUCGUGUUCGGCUCGACUAUCCUGUUCGACUCGACGAUCGGGUAGUAUCAUAUUCGACUUGACGGUCGUGUUCGGGUCGACUAUCGUGUUCGACUCGACGAUCGGGCAGUGUCGUGUUCGAGUCGACGAGCGUGUUCGACUCAACUGUCGUGUUCGACUCGACAAUCAGACAUCGGGCACGACCGUGUACAUGUCGGGCACUGUCGUGUUCGACUCGACGAUCGGGCACGAUCGUGUUCGACACGACGAUUGGAGACGAUCGUAUUGGACUCGACGAUCGGGCGCGAUCGUGUUCGACUCGACGAUGGGGCACCAUCGUGUUCGACUCGACGAUCGGAAGUGCCACCUGCAGAGCAGAAAUGCGAUUCGCGCACAUGAGCUCCCGCGACAUUGUGUCACCGUUCGUGUUCUGGGAGAAUCAGCGCAGCCGUCCGCCAACGUCGACACGACAACUGCCCCGCUCUCCAGACACGUCUCGUGCAUGGCUUGUGGUGUGCAUGCUAUGCCACGGCAGGCUUGCAGCACAACCUUGGAAAGCAUGGACUAUGUGGCGUCUAAUACAAUGCUCAAUGAGGAUUUUUCUCCACCGCACCUGCCAAUGUGUUCACAAGAUGUUCGAAGUGGUCACGAUCAUGUCGAUAAUGCUCCGGAAUCUCCUGCUCGUAAGAGGUCACGAAAUAUUGCAUGUGCGGACACUACAUGUGAAAGUGCGUAUCCCAUCCUUCGAUGCCCGGUUCGAACCUGUGAUGCAGAGAGUGCUCAAGGUCAGGAGGGUAAGACCUCCUCUACUGACAACGACGCAUCCAAUUUAGAUCGUGUUGUAUGGCUGCCGAGGAGUUCACUUCGAGAUUUCGAGUACACAGGUCUUCUGUUUGGUGAGGGUGAUGAAGGUGGUUCAGAUUCAAGUGCUUCGGUAUCGUCUAGUACUGAUAGUUCUCCAGAUAAAACCGAUCUUCCGCAAACGUGGAGAGAGUGGAGCGCAACCCCAGAGCGCAACUCGGCCUUUUUUAGGGGUGGGCUCAAGCAGGGCGCCCAAAGGCGGUACAAAAGGGUAGACCAAAAGUGCCGCCCCGUUCCCGUACUCGUUACUAAAGAACAGGAGGUAUACUACAAGCGGGAGCGAGAGUUGAUACGGCAAAUGCGAGAAAGGACGGAAAGUGGACCAUGCCGUAUCAAUGCCGAGACAGAGAAGGUGCUGAUCAUAGGGGAGCCUGACUUUCUUACGGCGCAAGAGGAGAAAUUUGUGGUGGACACCAUAAGAGGAAGGCAUGCUGCAUAUGCCUUCAGUGAUGAUGAGAGAGGCCGACUGGACGUGGAUAUUAUCCCAAUGAUUAGGAUACAUACCGUACCCCACGAACCGUGGAACUUGCGAGGUGCGCGGUAUCCUAAUCCCGCUGACGAAGAGAAGGUGGUUAACUACCUUGAUGGGAAGAUCCGCACUCAUGUGGCAGAUUACUCGAGCGGACCGUAUGCAUCCCCAUGGUUUUGUUUUGUCAAACCCAAUGGGACGCUGAGGUGGGUACAGGAUUUACAGCGCCUGAAUGCUGUGACGGUGAGGGACGCAGGGGGUCUCCCCAACGUUGAUGCGCUUUCGGAGGCAUGCGCUGGGAGGACCAUCAUAUCACUCAUUAACUUGUAUUCAGGCUACGAUCAGUUCCCUGUAUACCCGUCUGACCGGCCUAUGACAGCCAUGCAUACCCCUCGAGGGCUGAUCCACAUGAACGUCGCACCGCAAGGGUGGACGAAUGCGGUCGCUAUGGUCCAGCGGCACAUGGUGAGGGCGAUGCAACCCAUAAGUCCUCACAUCACGCAGCCCUUCAUUGAUGAUCUGGCCGUAAAAGGGCCCAAAGAGAAGGACGAGCAGGAGGUGGUGCCAGGGAUCAGGCGCUUUGUGUGGGAUCAUGUGCAAGACUUAUGCAAGGUCCUGGACCUCUUGAAGGAGCAUAACCUCACUGCCAGUGGGCCAAAAUCGAGGCACUGCAUGAGUGGUGCCACUAUCUUAGGAUUUGUAUGCGACGAGAGAGGUCGUCGGCCAGAUACUAAGAAGACUAACAAGAUUCUCGACUGGCCAACACCGUUCCAGACUAUCACGGAGGUGAGAAGUUUUCUGGGCACGUGUGAGUUUUGGAGGAUCUUUAUUAAGGGAUUUGCGGCAAAAACUGAACAGUUGAGGAAACUUGUGCGUCAAGGACAAGAUUGGGAGUGGGGAGACCAACAAAAAUCGGUGAUAGAAGCCCUGAAGAAAGAGUUCGAGGAAGGAGGUCUAGUACUGGGGGUACCGGACCAUGCGGCGGUGAUGACCAGGCCGUUUAUUGUGGAGACGGAUGCAGGGCCGACUGCGUUAGGAGGAGUGUUGAUCCAGCGAGACCCCAACGGAGAAGAGCAGCCAUUAAGAUUCGAGAGUCGGACGCUUAAUACGUCUGAGAGGAACUACUCUCAGUUCAAGCGCGAAACCUUGGCAGUUCUUCACUGUUUGAGGAUCUUCAUAAACUACCUCUUCGGCAGCAGGGCACGACAGAUCGGCGCUAUUGAGGACAGGAUUGAGGAGGCAGCAAGUAGAACCGCGGACAGCCGUACCAAGGACAAGUUCCGGUGGGACAAGCGAUGGCAAGUGAGAGGAGAGGUGUGGAAAAAAAGGAGAAGGGAACCUAAGACAGAGGUAAGGGGAACCUUUGAGCAGGGCGCGUCACCAGGGGCUCAGAGGGAGGAAAGGAAGAAGGAACACAAGUCCCACCGAUAUGAGAGAGCAGAGGGGUCCGAUGGUUCAGACGCACCUCCACAACCUGCUCAGAGGGAGAUGGAUGGCCCCAUGCCUGACGCAGAGCCAAACAUCCCUCACGAGCCGCAUACGCAAGAGUUGAGGGAGGAACCAUCUGUUGAUGAAAAGGAGCUGGACAGAGAAGAGAGGGCGGCAAGGGAGCUGGAGAUCAAGACUCAACUCCGAAAGAAGAACGUGACAGAACUGCAUGAGAGGAUGCAGCAAGGAAAGACGCCUGAGGAGGUAGAGGACAAAAAAGGAAAGGGUACCUGCACUCAGGAGGAGGACCCUCCUCUGUUCUCAGAGGUCUGGAUGGGCUUCGAUAAGCUGAUGGAUGCCACAGGAAGAUCAAGUGGACAACAUCAGGAGAUGGGGGUUAAGUUGGUCUCUACAGACCUGCUCAACCUAAGGAGCGUGAUGAGAGAAGGCUUCGCUGCAGCAAGGACCUCAGAUCAGAAGAUUGGGGACAGGCUGACAAAGGUGGCACAAAAGGCUUAUGGCCAGAGGGUGGACUGGGAGAGAGAGGCUGAGGAGGUCCAAAAGUUCGAAAUCAGGGGACAACAUGCAGAGGAGGUCUUCAAGAAGGAAAAGGAAGUAGAGAUGGCGGACCAGCAGGAGGGUGAGGAGAUCCCUCUGAUCGACAAAGAGAUGUUGGAGCAGCUAGGAGUGCUUGUGGAAAAGGGUGCCGUGGUCAGAGAGUUUGAGUGGAGGUUACCUACUGGUCUGACAUUGGGACACGAGCCGGCAGUACCACAGGAGGGACCAUCAGUUGAGGCAAUGAGAGUUGGGGAGGUUCCACCUACUAUUCGGAAAGAGGCUGCGGGACAGCAGGAGGGUCAGGAAAGUGUGGGCCAGACCAUGGUUGGGACUGAGCAGAGAGUGGACCUGAGGGACUGUAAGGAGUCAACCAUGCUUCAGGAGGUGCCAGUUGCUACAAAUUUGCGAGGUGUACUGGGAUCUUGGGCCACUGGGUCAGGGCCAGAGGGGCGUGUUGGGGAGCUGGGGAUGCCAGCAGAUGACAGAGCAGCCUGCCCCGCUUCCUCAGGGGUCCCACAGCAGGAGGUUACGAGCAAGAUCUCAACAACCUCGUCAUCUGUACCCUCGCUGGAAGGAGACAAUAUGUCCCAGAAGAAACUUGGCAAGUGCUUUUAUUGCAAGAGGGGCAAACAUCGGUCUGAGGACUGCCCCAAGAGCCUCAAGGACGAGUCAAAUGAAUUGUGUACGAGGGAGUCAUCUGGGCAAAAAGAGGUGAAGAUCCCGGACGCUGAUGAAAUCGAGCGUGGCCCAGCCGCUACACCAGAGGAUUUCGUCAAGGCACUCGAGAAAAGAGAGUUGGCACGACUUCAAGUGCCGAAAGUUAACAUCUUCCAUAUUAAUGGGGACAAAGUAUCCGAGUGGCUGGAGCUGCUGGAGCAGGUUACGGCCGAGGUGCCUGAGGCAGAUAAAUUCAAGUUCCUACCCAGGUGGAGAGAGUGGAGCGCAACCCCAGAGCGCAACUCGGCCUUUUUUAGGGGUGGGCUCAAGCAGGGCGCCCAAAGGCGGUACAAAAGGGUAGACCAAAAGUGCCGCCCCGUUCCCGUACUCGUUACUAAAGAACAGGAGGUAUACUACAAGCGGGAGCGAGAGUUGAUACGGCAAAUGCGAGAAAGGACGGAAAGUGGACCAUGCCGUAUCAAUGCCGAGACAGAGAAGGUGCUGAUCAUAGGGGAGCCUGACUUUCUUACGGCGCAAGAGGAGAAAUUUGUGGUGGACACCAUAAGAGGAAGGCAUGCUGCAUAUGCCUUCAGUGAUGAUGAGAGAGGCCGACUGGACGUGGAUAUUAUCCCAAUGAUUAGGAUACAUACCGUACCCCACGAACCGUGGAACUUGCGAGGUGCGCGGUAUCCUAAUCCCGCUGACGAAGAGAAGGUGGUUAACUACCUUGAUGGGAAGAUCCGCACUCAUGUGGCAGAUUACUCGAGCGGACCGUAUGCAUCCCCAUGGUUUUGUUUUGUCAAACCCAAUGGGACGCUGAGGUGGGUACAGGAUUUACAGCGCCUGAAUGCUGUGACGGUGAGGGACGCAGGGGGUCUCCCCAACGUUGAUGCGCUUUCGGAGGCAUGCGCUGGGAGGACCAUCAUAUCACUCAUUAACUUGUAUUCAGGCUACGAUCAGUUCCCUGUAUACCCGUCUGACCGGCCUAUGACAGCCAUGCAUACCCCUCGAGGGCUGAUCCACAUGAACGUCGCACCGCAAGGGUGGACGAAUGCGGUCGCUAUGGUCCAGCGGCACAUGGUGAGGGCGAUGCAACCCAUAAGUCCUCACAUCACGCAGCCCUUCAUUGAUGAUCUGGCCGUAAAAGGGCCCAAAGAGAAGGACGAGCAGGAGGUGGUGCCAGGGAUCAGGCGCUUUGUGUGGGAUCAUGUGCAAGACUUAUGCAAGGUCCUGGACCUCUUGAAGGAGCAUAACCUCACUGCCAGUGGGCCAAAAUCGAGGCACUGCAUGAGUGGUGCCACUAUCUUAGGAUUUGUAUGCGACGAGAGAGGUCGUCGGCCAGAUACUAAGAAGACUAACAAGAUUCUCGACUGGCCAACACCGUUCCAGACUAUCACGGAGGUGAGAAGUUUUCUGGGCACGUGUGAGUUUUGGAGGAUCUUUAUUAAGGGAUUUGCGGCAAAAACUGAACAGUUGAGGAAACUUGUGCGUCAAGGACAAGAUUGGGAGUGGGGAGACCAACAAAAAUCGGUGAUAGAAGCCCUGAAGAAAGAGUUCGAGGAAGGAGGUCUAGUACUGGGGGUACCGGACCAUGCGGCGGUGAUGACCAGGCCGUUUAUUGUGGAGACGGAUGCAGGGCCGACUGCGUUAGGAGGAGUGUUGAUCCAGCGAGACCCCAACGGAGAAGAGCAGCCAUUAAGAUUCGAGAGUCGGACGCUUAAUACGUCUGAGAGGAACUACUCUCAGUUCAAGCGCGAAACCUUGGCAGUUCUUCACUGUUUGAGGAUCUUCAUAAACUACCUCUUCGGCAGCAGGAAAGUUGUUGACGUCAUCUUUCGGCAUCGUAGUGUAGGCUAGAUAGGAUCUGCCACAUGUAGUCUGGGCGCCGAGCGCCAGAUAGGAUAUC